AUGGCUCAUCUCCAGGGCAAAGUCAUUGCUGUCACAGGUGCAGGGUCCGGCAUUGGUCGAGCAACUGCACUAGAAUGUGCCGCCAGGGGAGCUAAGCUCGCGUUAAGCGAUAUCAACCAGAGCUCAUUAAACGAAACGGUUGAGAAGGUCAGGGCUCGAGGCGUUGAGGUGAUUGGAACCGUGGUCGACGUGUCCAAAUCAGCGAGCGUGGACGACUGGACGGCGGAGACCAUGAAGCACUUUGGCAGACUUGACGGAGCAGCCAAUGUCGCCGGAGUGGAAGGCAAGCCAGGAGGGAGCGUUUUCAACAACAUUGUCGACAUCACAGACGACCACUGGGACUUUGUUCAGCACGUCAAUGUGACGGGAUUGUUCUAUUGCGUCCGAGCGCAGCUGAGGGUGAUGGAACGGGGCGCCUCCAUCUUGAAUGUCGCCAGUAUGGCAGGGCUCAUGGGCCGACCGGGCAUCGCAGCCUACAGUACCAGCAAGCAUGCCGCAAUCGGUCUGACAAGAACAGCCGCCAAAGAGGUUGGAGAAAGAGGAAUUCGCGUGAAUGCAAUUGCUCCAGGCCCAGUCGCCACUCCCAUGCUGGAUAGAAUACGGAUGGACGGUGGAACCGAGGAACGAGCAGUCACUAAUACUUACAAGAACGUGCCACUCCAGAGACUGGGCUCGCCGGAAGAGAUGGCGAAGACGAUAUGCUUUGCUCUUGGUGACGAUGCGAGUUGGACAACGGGAGCAGUCUUCUCCGUGGAUGGCGGAAUAGCUUGCUGA
This is a messenger RNA of Cladophialophora yegresii CBS 114405, 774 nucleotides long. RefSeq lists its product as uncharacterized. NCBI's taxonomy places the organism in Eukaryota, Fungi, Ascomycota, Eurotiomycetes, Chaetothyriales, Herpotrichiellaceae. The transcript has 2 exons. The coding region runs from base 1 to 774 and encodes 257 amino acids. Gene Ontology annotation, molecular function: oxidoreductase activity. The record is from RefSeq and is a predicted model, not a curated record.